CUCCCACCACUACUCCACCCCCUCCUUGGCUCCUUCCUCCUCCAUCCAAUAAAUUCACAGAGAGAGAGAGAGAGAGAGAGAGAGAGAGAGAGAGAGAGAAGUUUUAUGGGUAGUAAGCCGCAGCUGUUUUUGCACUCGUCCUCUCUCACAGCCAUCUACCAAGGGAAAACGCCCUGUCUCGGCUACUGCUCUCUUUCUUCUUCAUCAUCAUCUUCUCCGUUUCACCAUUAGCUUAAUUUCUAUUUACCAGAAUUAUUCUCUGGAUAGAAAGUGCAGGUACCCAAAUCACACCAUUAUUGAAUCAUUCUUUUUCAUCAAUCAAGGAGCAGAAGAAUUUCCAUGGGUCUCCUUUGUGACAUGAUUCUGAGCCUUGCGAUGCUCUUCUUUUCCAGAGGUGUUUCAGCUGCAACUUUUACAUUUGUGAACAAGUGUGACUUCACCGUAUGGCCUGGAAUUCUCGGUACCCCAACACUAGACACCACAGGAUUUGAACUAACCAAGGGCAGCUCGAAAUCCUACCAAGCACCAACUGGCUGGUCGGGUCGGUUCUGGGGCAGAACCGGCUGCAACUUCGACGGGUCGGGUCACGGGUCAUGCGCCACCGCGGACUGCGGUUCCGGCCAAGUCGAGUGCAACGGAGCCGGAGCCACCCCGCCAGCGACCCUCGCCGAGUUCACUCUUGGGUCGGGUACCAUGGACUUCUAUGACGUCAGCCUCGUCGACGGGUAUAAUUUGCCCAUGAUCGUUGAGGUGAGUGGCGGGUCAGGUGCGUGCGCGCCCACGGGUUGUGUCGUGGACUUGAACCGGAACUGCCCGAAGGAGCUCCGGGCGGCAGACGGCGACGCGUGCAGGAGUGCUUGUGAGGCGUUUGGGACUCCGGAGUAUUGUUGCAGCGGCGCGUACAAUUCACCUACGGCGUGUACGCCGUCGGUGUAUUCGCAGAUGUUUAAGUCAGCGUGUCCGAGGUCGUAUAGCUACGCUUACGAUGAUGCUACGAGUACGUUUACAUGUACGGCUGCUGAUUAUAGUAUCACAUUCUGUCCAUCCGUUUCAAGCAAAAAAGCAUCAAAAGACUCGGCAAAAUCAACGCCUACAACAGAUUCGGAACCAGGAUCAGCCGAGACAACAUUGUUGUCAAACGGGUCACCAUCGUGGUUAGCAAAUUUGGCCACCGGAGGCUCGACCAGAAAACAACCACAUUGUGCUCUUCUUCUAUUUGCAUUGAUUGUCACCACUAUUUCAAUCUCUCUCUCAUUCCUACGACAAUUGUAGCCUCUCUCACUUUUCCUGACGCAAAAAAUGCGAAGCCCAACAAUCUAUUUGGCGUCGCCUUCCCAUUGAAACCCUCAAACAAUUCUCACAAGCCAAAUCUUUACUAAAGAUAUCAUAUCCAACUUGCCCAACAGAACAAAACAAAAACAGCUACAACGGAGUUUUUGGUAUUUGCUACAGAAGAUCCGAUCCAACUUGCCCAACAAAAACAGCUACGGUGGAGAUUUUGGUAUUUGCUGAAAGUUACGAAAGCUGACAAAAAUCCAAGUUGUAAAGCCAUGUUCUAUGUUUAUAUGCUCCAAUUAUUAUCUGUACAUAGAGGUGUUUGUUUUAUUGAAUUGGAGUAAAUGGCUUUAUCUUUUUCACAUUAAAGAAAGAAAGGGGGUUAAAGU
Messenger RNA from Rhododendron vialii, 1664 nucleotides. Its product is annotated as thaumatin-like protein 1. The coding region runs from base 340 to 1272 and encodes 310 amino acids. Gene Ontology annotation, biological process: defense response. Gene Ontology annotation, cellular component: extracellular region. The record is from RefSeq and is a predicted model, not a curated record. NCBI's taxonomy places the organism in Eukaryota, Viridiplantae, Streptophyta, Magnoliopsida, Ericales, Ericaceae. The transcript has 3 exons.